Carassius gibelio (silver crucian carp) is the source of this 4571-nucleotide messenger RNA. RefSeq lists its product as uncharacterized. The transcript is spliced from 11 exons. Bases 2468 to 3277 code for a protein of 269 amino acids. Lineage: Eukaryota; Metazoa; Chordata; Actinopteri; Cypriniformes; Cyprinidae. The record is from RefSeq and is a predicted model, not a curated record.
GCAAUGGAGUCCACACGGGGACUAAACACUUUGUUUCAGGAGAAUCUGCAUUCAUUUCAUUUCAGUAGAAAAGUGGUGAAAAUGAUCUUUGUUUUUCUCACAUUGACUGCAUUCCUUGUGUCUGGUGUUUUUGGUGUUGGAUCAGAUGAUGUGUCAGUGUCAAUGAAGGAGGAAGAUUUAGUCACUAUACACACCGAUGUUAAAAACCAGCAAGAAGAAAUUAUAUGGUAUAUUAAUGACAUUCAGAUCUCUAACUGGAUCUCUGACCAUCAUGAACACCACAAACACAGACUCUGGAGAAUAUAAACUAAAGAUCAUCCAUAAAAGCAGCAUCAGUGAAAAGAUCUUCAGUGUUGCUGUUCAUGAUGAGUGUUUAAUAACAGACUGAAGCUGGAUCAUCAGACUGGAUCUCUGACCAUCACAAACCAGAACCACAGACUCUGGAGAAUAUAGACUACAGAUCAUCAUCAGCAGAUUCAGCAUCAUAAAGAGAUUCAGUGUCAACUCAACUGUCACUGGUGGGUAUAAUUUAUUCAUUCAGUGCAUUUUCCUUUCAGCAAUUGUAAAAUACAAUAAAAUGUUUUAUAUAAACCCAAAAUAGCUUUGACUCAAUAUUAAAAUUAUAUACUGAUUAAAUAAUGUCCACAUGCACAUCAGAAGACACAGUUUUCAAAUUGAAUUCUAGUUUAGGUUUUAUUGUGGAUUUCUGUCAGUAUUUUGUCUUUAAGUGUUUAUGUGCUGACAAACUGCCUGGGAGCUCCUCAGUGGUGAAACUCCUCCUCCUUCAAUCAGUGGUGAACCAGGUGGAACAAAUCUUCCAGGUAAUCUGAGCGUGCCAGUACCUGGAUCUGUUGUCUUUAGACCACAGUCAAAGGAGCAUUUAAGGCACCACAAGACCAUGGAAACCAUCUUUGUCAUCCAGGGGACUGUGCAAGACCAAGCCUUCCACAAUACUGUGAAGGACAGCCGGUUUUUCACCUGUUUACUGCUAUCAAGGAAUGGUUCAAGUCUGUCUCCAGGUGCUGUAGCAGGAAUAUGUGCCGGUUUUCUGUUGAUAAUGGCUGCAGUUAUUAGUGCUUAUUUGAUUUCUUCUCCCAAGAGUCAAAAUGGUGGGAAAGGACAAUGGUACAUCUGCUCAUCAAACUGAUGCUUUUUUUAUGUCAUGUAGUUAAAUUGGAGGAAGGUAAAGGCUAUUCUUGAUACUAGUGCUCCAGUAGUAUGUUAAGUGUAUAAAUCUUUUGAAGAAGAUCUGAUAUUAAAGUGAUGUAUUACUUUUAUAGUGGGAACAAUGUGUGUUCUAAAUAUUUUGGGAAAAGCUACUGACUUGCUAAAUUGCUUUAUGGUUUAUCAAUGGAUAACUUAAAAAGUGGUCACUGUCAUAAUAACCAGAAUAUGAAUUGUAAUCUUGAUGAUUGACAAAGCAAACAUCACAGUUCAAAAUGAUUUACAUCUGCUUACUUUUCUGAGCAGGAGCAUUUGUGCAUGGAUGCGUGGAUCCUUUUUUUAAUGUACAAUCUUUUUUUUUUUUCUUUUUUUUUUUUUUAUUGCUCAAUUAUUUUUUUUAUUUUUUUUAAUGAUGCAGUAUAAUAUUGACAUCAGUUGUAAUGGGUACUAGAGUCCAAAUUCAAAACGUUGUUGAGUUAUUUCUACAUCCCCUUGGCUCUGUCUCAGACUCGAUGGUUAUGCGGGUUGCCAGAUUGAGGACAUGCAACAGGAACAAGCACUAUUUACAAUGUAAAGCGGUGGGCCUUACACUGUACAAGUAUCAGCUAAAGAGUACGCUUGCAAUGUUUACAUUGCCAAUGAUUUUUAAGUCGUUAUUAUCUGAAAUCUGCAUGAUUUACAGUUGGCUGUGUCUUUUUCUUUUUUUUUUUUUUCUUUUUUUUUAUAUAUAUAAAUGACUGACUGACCAUCAAAAUCAGGAUAUGAUCUUAAUAAAAUAAUAAUAAUACAUAAAUGAAACAUAGGGAUAUGCAUAGAUUGAAUUAUUUACUUUAAAAUGAUUUCUAGACCUCAUUAAUAUCCCUUAUACAUCACAUAUUAAUGGUAAUGCUGAGUAAGCAAUUGUUACAUUACAAGCAUGGUUUAUUCUGUGGGAAUAUGAUCUAUUCCUCUGUUGGUAAAAUGAUGUUAUAUUUUCAUUUCUGAGGGUGUUUAUAGCUGCUUUCGUUCCAUUGCUUUGUACAUGGCUAAAAUGAAAUGAAGUAAUUAAAUUAUUAAUCAAUUCAUCUCUCUUGCUGAGGAGAACUUCAGCUACUUGACCAAAAGCAUGAAUUUCAAUUAAGAGAAAAAAAGUCCUGUAGAUGCAAAUUGUUUUCCGUGAUUAUCCAGAAAUGAAGAGACGGACAGCUCCACCCACUGACGACUGCAGACUGUUUACUUCCACUUUUAUGGAAAUGGAGUCGACACAGGGACUAAAAACUUUUGUUUUAACAUAAUUUAAUGUAAUUGUCUUAAAGUGUUAAAAAUGAUUUUCUUAAUUUUACUCACAUUGACUGAAUUCUUUGUGUCUGGUGUUUUUGGUGUGGAUACAGACAAAGUGACCAUGAUGAAGGGAGAUUCAGUCACUCUACAGACCGGUGUUAAAAUAAUCCACCUAGAAGAUAUUAAAUGGUAUUUUAAUAACACCCGCAUAGCACAAAUCAAUGGAGAUCAGAGUUAUAACUGUACAGAUGUUCAAUGUAAUGAAGAUACUGAGAGAUUCAGAGACAGACUGAAGCUGGAUCAUCAGACUGGAUCUCUGACCAUCAUGAACAUCACAAACACUGACUCUGGAGAUUAUGAGCUAAAGAUCAUCAGCAGCAGCAGAAUCAGUGAAAAGAUCUUCAGUGUUACUGUUCUUGAUGUUCCUGCUGCUGAACGAGAUGAAACGAAGAGAAAGUCAGUGAAGGAGGGAGAAUCUGUCACUUUAUAUCCUGGUGUAAUGAACAACACAAAUGAUUUGAUGACUUGGUAUUUUAAUAACACUCUCAUCGCCGAAAUCACUGAAGAUCAGAGUAAGAUCUGUUCAGAUGUUCAGUGUAAAGAGAGAUUCAGAAACAGACUGAAGCUGGAUCAUCAGACUGAAUCUCUGAUCAUCAGAGACACCAGAACCACAGACUCUGGAGAAUAUAAACUGAAGAUCAGCAGCAUCAGCAUCAUUAAAUGGAAAACAUUUAUUGUUUCUGUCUUUGAUGUUGCUCUGUCUUCGGCUGCUGUAGCAGGAAUAUGUGUUUGUGUUCUGCUGCUUGUUGCUGCAGCCGCUGGUGUGAUCUACUACUGCAGACUUCAAACUUAAAUAAGGGACAGCAGGAGGCCGUGCAGAGUUCAGGGAACUCUUUUUCAAAAGACUCAUUCCCCAAAUCUGUCUGACAAGCUGGACACUACCAACAAGAUGUCAACUGACUGGAAUAAGACUGAGGCUGCUAAUCAGACACCAAUGUAACAUCAUUCAAUAUUUUGACAAAAACAAGAAUCUCUGUAGCACUUCUUGCUCGAACAAGAAUGAGUGAAUUACAUAAUAUUAUUACGAAAAAUUAAAUAAGUCACCUCUGUCUUGAAAGGGGCAAUGAAAAAAAAACAAAAAACAGUAAGACAUAUAGAGAAGAGAAAUCAUUCAAAUUCUACUCAACGUCUCAGCAAAAACUGAAUUAUUAUAAUUCUUUGUUACUAAUUUACAUUAAAAAAACUUUAAUUCAUAUAAACACCAUACUUCAAUCAAACUGAUGCAAUUAUGCUGAUAAACAUAGUAACCGACCACAGGAAUAUAUGUGGCCUUUGCUGAUUUUAAACACAACAAACAGGCAUGUAAACACUAACACUUCACUCUGACCACAGUGUACAUGGGUUACUGACCUACACAUGGAUGCAGAUUCAUAAACAGGAAAGAAAGGCCCUGUCCCAAAUGGUACACUUUAUUUGCACUUAGAUGCAUUACACUGAAUAUUAUUUUGUGCAUUUAAAAAAAAAAAAAUGCUUUCAUAAACACUUCAUCCAAAUGGAGAUGUUCUUGGCAUUGCUUUAAAUCUGCUGGAUCCUAAGUGGAUCCUAAGAAAAUAACUAAGUUCUGCUAAACAUUUACUCUUUGCAUUUUUGCACCCACAAACUAGUCAACAUUACUGUUACUAAAUGUUUGCUAAGAAGUAUUUCCUACAAAAGCAUGGUGGUGUUUGACUCUGAACAAGCCUAUCUCUACCUGAGCAAAGACAACAUUUUUUAGGUAUUGUUGAUGGUUUCCGCUAACACUUUAUCAACAAAUUAUUUCAUUAAUUUAUCAAUAAUAAAUAACUACAGGAUAACGACUAUAAAAAUUACUUACUAUUUACUAACAAGAAACUCAAAUUACUAGCAUUCAGUUGGUCAUGAUUAUUCACUUAAUAAUUAGAAAUUAGAAAUCAGUUAAUGUGUUUGCUUGAACUAUGUAAAACUGAAUCAUAAAGAAAUCUGAAAAUGUGAAAAUAAAUGUGAAAUUUCAUGAAGUGACGAUUGCUUUAUAAUGCUUCGUGGUGUUUCAUCUCGAUAAGUUUGUAUUCUUGAAUAUUAAGACUUGCCAUUACUGCUUUGUCUUUAUUUGGUAAGAUCAUAUGCUUUCA